This is a messenger RNA of Carica papaya (papaya), 3171 nucleotides long. The record is from RefSeq and is a predicted model, not a curated record. Lineage: Eukaryota; Viridiplantae; Streptophyta; Magnoliopsida; Brassicales; Caricaceae.
GCAAAAAGUCUUCAAUCACAGUACAAUAAGAGCUUCGAACUUCGCAGCAAUGGCGGUCUCCACUUUCCCUACAUGGAGGUCUCGAGAAGGCGAACAGAGACAUCUAAAUAAUUGGCGUAGCUGGUAUGAAGUGAGAGCAAGUGGUGCAGGAGGCGAAAGUUAUCUGGUCUUAAAAAAAGAUUUCGCGGACGAGGAGGAUUAUACAGAGGCCGGUGACUCUGAGCUUUUCUUUGUGCAAGUGCAGCGAAAAAAAUCCAUCGAUAAGAAAUCCAAAUUAGCCGAUAAGGUUUCCGGAAUUGAACAGCGUUUACCUCUUAUUUCCAAUAUAAGCUGGAGCCUGCUGGUGUCUGGUGGUACUCUAUAAAUAAGUGCUUCUCUUAUCCUUUCUGCCAUCACAGAUUCGAACAACUACUCAAUCUUUUCAUCUGAUUACCCGUUGUUGUCACCGAGAUCCGAGUAGAGUUCUUGUUUCGUUAGCGACUUAUUAAUCUUAAAGAGAGACAUAUUGGGAGCGAUGUUGAAGCAAACAACCGAGGCUUUCGCUGGCAAAUAUGGGAGUGUCGAGGGGGGGAAUAAGCAGAGAGUCGCCAGUGGCGGCGGGAAGAAGAUUGAAGGCACCGUAGUUUUGAUGAAGAAGAAUGUAGUUGAGGUCGCCGACUUGGGUGCAUUGGUGAUUGACGAUCUUCACGAGCUGUUUGGCAACCGAGUCUCUCUGCAGCUCGUCAGUGCUCGAAACAGUGACUCUGCAGCUGGAGAUCAGUUGCAAGGAAAAUUAGGAAAGAAAGCAUUUUUGGAAAAUUGGAUUGCUAACACCACUCUUCUAAUCACGGAUGAAUCUGCAUAUAAGGUCACCUUUGAUUGGGAUGAGGAUAUCGGAAUUCCCGGAGCAUUCUUAAUAUGCAAUGCUCACAGCAAUGAGUUCUAUCUUAAGACUCUUACACUUGAAGAUGUUCCUGGUGAAGGCCGGAUGCAUUUUGUUUGCAACUCGUGGAUUUAUCCUACUAACGAUCAUGAGAAAUAUCGUAUUUUUUUUAUCAAUAAGACAUAUCUCCCAAGCCAGACCCCAGUGCCAUUGCGCAAGUACAGAGAAGAAGAAUUGAUGAACUUGAGAGGAGAUGGGAAAAAGGAACUAAAAGAAAGAGAUAGAGUGUAUGACUAUGCCUACUAUAACGAUUUGGGAGAACCUGGAAAGAAUCCCCGACCCGUUCUUGGAGGAUCAACUGAGUAUCUUUACCCUCGAAGAGGAAGAACAGGUCGAGCACCAUCAGAGAAAGAUCCUAAAAGCGAAAGCAGGAUACCACUUAUAAAGAGUUUAGACAUCUAUAUUCCAAGAGACGAGAGAUUUAAUCAUUUGAAGAUGUCCGAUUUCUUUGCCUAUGCAUUUAAACUUAUAGUUCACUUUAUUAAACCGGAGAUUAGAGCCUUAUUUGGCAAGAACAUUAAUGAGUUUGUCUCUUUGGAAGAUAUGAUGAAACUUUACGGAGAAGGAAAGGAUAUGUCAGCAUGGAGAACGGAUGAAGAAUUUGCAAGGGAAAUGUUAGCUGGAGUAAACCCUGUGGUUAUUUGCCUCCUUGAGGAAUUUCCUCCAACAAGCAAGCUAGACCCUGAACUAUAUGGUGACCAGAGUAGCUCAAUUAACAAAAGCCACAUUGAAAAGAACCUAGACGGGCUCAGCACAGGAGUGGCAUUGGAGGAGAAUAGGCUAUUCAUAUUAGAUCAUCACGAUCCGUUGAUGCCAUACUUGAGGAGAAUAAAUACUACUUCGACAAAGACAUAUGCAUCUAGAACACUCCUCUUCUUGAAGGAUGAUGGGACUUUAAAGCCGCUGGCUAUUGAGUUAAGCUUGCCUCAUCCUGAGAAAGAUCAACUUGGUGCUAUUAGUAAAGUGUACACGCCAGCUAAAGACGGUGUUGAAGGCUCAAUGUGGCAACUGGCAAAAGCUUAUGUUUCUGUUAAUGACGCUGGCUAUCAUCAACUCAUUAGUCACUGGUUGCACACUCAUGCAGUGAUAGAGCCAUUUAUUAUUGCAACAAAUAGACAAUUGAGUGUACUUCACCCAAUCCACAAGCUUCUUCAUCCUCACUUUCGCGACACAAUGAAUAUCAAUGCACUUUCUCGGCAAGCGCUCCUUAAUGCUGGUGGACUUUUUGAGGCUACUAUUUUUCCUGCCAAAUAUUCCAUGGAGUUAUCGUCUUUUCUUUAUAAGAAAUGGGUUUUUACUGAACAAGCACUCCCUGAAGAUCUCAAGAAGAGAGGAAUGGCAGUCGAUGAUCCAAAUUCACCACAUGGUGUAAGUUUACUGAUAAAAGAUUACCCGUAUGCUGUUGAUGGACUUGAAAUAUGGUCAGCUAUUAAAAUGUGGGUAAGAGAUUAUUGCAACUUCUAUUACAAAACUGAUGAAAUAGUUCAAGAGGACAUUGAACUCCAGACUUGGUGGAAAGAGCUUCGAGAGGAAGGUCACGGUGAUAAGAAAGACGAGCUGUGGUGGCCUAAAUUGCGUACUUGUGAAGAGCUGGUGAACAUUUGCACCAUUAUUAUAUGGAUAGCAUCUGCACUUCAUGCAGCUAUAAACUUCGGACAGUACUCUUAUGCAGGGUACCUCCCUAACCGCCCUACUAUAAGCCGUAGAUUCAUGCCAGAGGUAGGGACCCCUGAAUAUGAUGAACUCGUGUCCAACCCAGAACAUGUUUUCUUGAGAACCAUCACCUCACACCUGCAAACUGUUCUUGGCAUGUCACUCCUUGAACUUUUGUCAAAACAUUCCUCGGACGAAAUCUAUUUGGGACAAAGAGAUGCACCAGAAUGGACAUCUGAUGCAGAACCUUUGGGGGCAUUUAAGAAGUUUGGAAAGAAACUAGUCGAGAUUGAAGAAAAAAUUCUAGAGAGGAACAAUGACAAGAUGUUGAAGAACCGUAUUGGUCCGGUCAAGAUGCCAUACACCUUGCUUUACCCAACUAGCGAAAUCGGAAUUACUGGCAAGGGAAUUCCUAAUAGUAUUUCAAUAUAAAAAUUCUUUGUGAGUCAUGUAGAUUAUUAUCGUUCUUUUAGUUUUUUGUAUUUUUUAAUAUAUUUUUUCCUUCUAGGUCUUUUUCAAUUAUAGGUUUGGUGCUUGUAAUGUUACAAAUACGUGUAUAUACUUAACAAACAUUAAUAAAAGAAAUCUACAAGUAA